GCUACAUUUCCUCACAACUACAAUUGCGCGCGUCGCAGCCACAUCCAACGGACAGAGCCUGCUCAGCUGUACAUCAAGCCCCAGCCCUCGGCGCUUCCACCAUCAUCCAUCUCAUCUCAGCAAUCGAUCAUGAACACGCCGCGCUAACAAGACUACUUACUUCCUCCCUUAAACCCUUCCCCAGCAACCCAUCACCCAAACCACCUAAUCCAAAGAAAAAUUCUCACCCAACAAUGUCCGACCCCAAACCACAACCCCAACCACCACGCCGUAUCCUAACAACCCCCAACCCCAACUCCAACCCCAAGAUCCCUUCCCCCUCCUCCGACCAAAAUACCCAAACCCGUCCGCACGCGAUAACCCUGGACCUACUCCUCACCGUCCUCUCGCGCACGCUCUUCCACCCCUUCAUCGCCUGGAUCCUCGUGCUCUGCCUCCGCGCCCAAGCCACGCCCUACACCGCGCCGGCGUUCCUCGUCGCCACGGGGUACGCGAUAUUCCUUUCCGCUCUGAAUGUGUUGCAGAGCGUGAACGACCGGUUCGCGUACGGGGAGCCCCGGCGCGUGGAUCUGAGUGAGGAGGUGGUUGUGAUCACGGGCGGGGCGAGCGGGUUGGGGUUGUUGAUUGCGAGGAUCUAUGGGUUGAGGGGGGUGAGUGUGGCGGUGUUGGAUGUGAAGGGGGCGGAGGAGGUGGAGGGGAUGAUGGAGGGGAUGGAUGAUGCCGUGGGGUAUUAUCGAUGUGAUGUUGGGGAUCGCGGGGCGUUGGAGGAGACGGUGCGGAGGGUGGAGAUGGAGCUGGGAACUCCGACAGUACUGGUUCAUUGUGCGGCCGCUCGUAUCAACGGUCAAUCGCUCCGAGAUGUCCCCGCGGAAGCGUUCCAGAAAACCAUCCGGACCAACUUGCUCGCGGCCUUCCAUGCCUACCAGGUCUUCCUGCCGCGGAUGCUGUCCGCCGCCACGGGCGGGACCAUCGUCACCGUCAGUUCGGUUCUGGGCCAGCUGUGCGCGGCGGGGCUGGCGGACUACUCGGCCAGUAAAGCCGGGCUGAGCGCCGUGCAUCGCACGCUGGAAGCGGAGCUCCGCGCGUCCGGUGACGAUGACAAGGUGAAGAUGAUCCUCGUGGAGCCCGGGCAGAUCUCCACGCCACUUUUCCAAUCGGUCCAGACGCCCAACCGCUUCUUUGCGCCCGUCCUCGAGCCGGUCCACGUCGCGCAGGAGAUCGUGUCCGCGAUCGACAGCGGGAGAGGCGCUGUGAUCCGACUGCCCACCUUUGCGAUGCUGGUCAACUGGUAUGCCGUGAUGCCGGCAGGCCUGCAACGCUUGGCGCGGUAUAUGAGUGGGAUCGACAGCGCCGUCGCGCAAGCCUCCUUGCCUCAGAAGAACCCGCCAGCCACCAGUGCGCCGCUGACUGAACAACCACAACAGCAGUGCGAGCCGCUUUGCGUAGACAAAGACUGAUGUAAUGAUGGGGCGGAGGGAUCGGACAGUCAUAGAUGAAUAUUUCAAGGAUGUGGAACCAGCCACGCGAUGUAUAUAAUCAAGACAGAUUCUUCC
Aspergillus brunneoviolaceus CBS 621.78 is the source of this 1553-nucleotide messenger RNA. Its product is annotated as short-chain dehydrogenase/reductase family protein. Bases 234 to 1457 code for a protein of 407 amino acids. The record is from RefSeq and is a predicted model, not a curated record. The transcript is spliced from 3 exons. Gene Ontology annotation, molecular function: oxidoreductase activity, acting on the CH-OH group of donors, NAD or NADP as acceptor. Lineage: Eukaryota; Fungi; Ascomycota; Eurotiomycetes; Eurotiales; Aspergillaceae.